AUGGAAAAGCAAAAACCCUUUAAAUUGUUUGUACCACCGAGAUUAGGAAGCAGUCAGGUAUCUGCAGUGAAACCACACACGAUGGGAGGAGAUUCUAAUUUCUUCAAGAAUUUCAACAAAUGCAUUCAAGAUGAUUUUCGUUUGCCAUUUGCAAUAACUAAUCUCUCCAAAAAUGUGGAAAACCUUGACUCAGCUCCUACCUUACAAAACACUAACUUUUUACCCAUGCUUGAACAGGUUGAUAAUUCUGACGGUUGUCACUAUCAGGAAGGACUAAGAGACUCUGAUUCUGAGAAUACAGGACCAAUCAGCAGACUAUAUUCAAAACUAUAUAAGGAGGCUGAAAAAAUCAAGAAGUGGAAAGUGAAUGUAGACUUUGAACUAAAACAGAAAGAAAUUAAAUUACAAGAAAAUAGAAAGACAAUAGAAGCACAGCGUAAAGCCAUUCAGGAACUACAGUUUGAAAAUGAAAAAGUAAGUUUGAAAUUAGAAGAAGGAAUUAAAGAGAAUAAAGACUUAAUAAGAGAAAAUAAUGCUACAAGACAUUUAUGUAAUUUACUCAAAGAAACCUGUACCAAGUAUGAUGAAAAGGCAAAGAAAUGUGAAUAUGAACGGGAAGAAACUAGACAAGCUUAUGUAGAUCUAAAUAGUAACAUUGAGAAAAUGGUAAUAGCUUUUGAGGAACUUCGUGUGCAAGCAGAAAAUUCCAGACUGGAAGUGCAUUUUAAGUUAAAAGAAGAUUAUGAAAAAAUUCAACACCUUGAAGAAGAAUACAAAAAGGAACUAAAUCACAAGGAAAGUCAGGUAUCAAUGCUAUUGAUUGAAAAAAACGAGAAAGAAAAUAAAGUGAAAGAUUUAACAUUUCUGUUAAAGGAAUCCAGAGAGAGAGUUAGUCAAUUAGAAGAAAUGACAAUUUUUAGUGUUUUCCUUCUCAAUAGUACUCAAAGGGCUUUGGAGGAAGAUUUACAGAGAGCAAAAAAAACAAUCUAUCAGCUCACUGGAGAAAAAGAAGCACAAAUGGAAGAAUUCAAAAACACUAAAGCUGCUCAUUCAUUUUUGGUUACUGAACUUAAAACUACUAUCUGCAACUUAAAUGAAUUGCUGACAUCAGAACAGCAAAGAUUGGGAAAAAAUGAAGAAGAAUUGAAAAUAAUAACCAUGGAGCUUCAGAAGAAAUCAACUGAACUGGUAAUAUGUAAAAUUGCUGAAGAACUAAAAGGAACAGAACAAGAAUUAACUGGUCUUCUCCAAACCAGAGAGAAAGAAGUACAUGAUUUGAAAAUACAAUUAAAUGCAAUUGUGACAAGUGAACAACAUUAUUCAGAACAGGUUAAAGAACUGAAAUCUGAGCUUGAAAAUGAGAAGCUAAUGAAUUCUGAACUAACUGCAAGCUGCGAUAAGUUUUCAUUAGAGAACAAAGAGCUAGCACAAGAAACCAGUGAUGUGGCUCUAGAACUCAAGAGACUGCAAGAAGAUAUUAAUGUGAGUUGAAAAAGAAAGUGCCAGUAACUUAGUUUUCUGAAAAAUGCUCGAAACAUUGAAUGUGAAAUUUUAAAAAAAGAUAAGCAAAUGAAGAUAUUAGAAAACAAGGUCAGUAAGUUAGAGUUCGAACUUGAAAGUACCAAACCAAAAUUUGAACAAAUGAUUCAUAACUACCAAAAAGAAAUUGAGGAUAAAAAAGCAUCAGAAGAAAAUCUUUUGGGAGAG
Echinops telfairi (small Madagascar hedgehog) is the source of this 1707-nucleotide messenger RNA. RefSeq names its product synaptonemal complex protein 1 (gene SYCP1). The record is from RefSeq and is a predicted model, not a curated record. Gene Ontology annotation, cellular component: synaptonemal complex; central element; male germ cell nucleus. The annotation marks the transcript as partial. Gene Ontology annotation, biological process: synaptonemal complex assembly; meiotic DNA repair synthesis; lateral element assembly. Lineage: Eukaryota; Metazoa; Chordata; Mammalia; Afrosoricida; Tenrecidae. The transcript is spliced from 20 exons. Gene Ontology annotation, molecular function: double-stranded DNA binding.